Molecule: messenger RNA, 1606 nt
Organism: Agrilus planipennis (emerald ash borer)
Lineage: Eukaryota; Metazoa; Arthropoda; Insecta; Coleoptera; Buprestidae
Product: guanylate kinase
Exons: 1
Coding region: 345-947 (200 amino acids)
Biological process (GO): purine nucleotide metabolic process
Cellular component (GO): cytosol
Molecular function (GO): GMP kinase activity
Source: RefSeq, a predicted model, not a curated record
UAGAAAUUUAUUAUCUCGUGAUAAUAACACAUAAUAUCAAAUGAUACAUUAUCAGUAUCAAUAUACACCUGAGUAAAUUGCUUUACAGGCUAAAGGCAGUUUAAUUUUGCUAGAAAGUUAAUAAUGACAUAAAGCUUUUGUUCUGACAAAUAAAAUUACUGCAGAAGGGCAAAUUAUUUUGCUUUUUCAUCUUAUAUUAUAUUAAAGGAAAAGGUUACAAGACACCCUGUGUACAUAUAUGUUUUUUCUUUACAGUAAUUUUUCCAAAAAAUCGGAAAAUUCUGUUAAGGGAAUAUUAAAAGUACUUUUCUUUCACGACGGCUUUCGUCCGAUUUUUUACGAAAAUGGCCAAUAAUACAAGAGGCCUCCGCCCCCUGGUUCUCUGUGGGCCAUCUGGCACGGGUAAGAGCACCCUGUUGAAAAAACUCCUAGAGGAUUACCCCAACACUUUUGGGUUCAGUGUGAGUCACACGACCCGUCUGCCAAGACCAGGGGAAAUCGAUGGUAAACACUACCAUUUUACUACUGCAGAAAAGAUGAAACAGGAUAUCGAAGAGGGGAAAUUCAUUGAGAAUGCCACCUUUGGGGGUAACAUGUAUGGCACGAGCAAGGACGCAGUUAAAACUGUCCUCGACCAGGGAAAAGUUUGCGUACUGGACAUCGACGUGCAGGGGGUGAAACAAAUCAAAAAGACGGAUUUAAACCCUUUCUACGUGUUCAUUAAACCUCCAAAUUUGAACGUUUUGGAGGAGAGAUUGAGGCAAAGAAAGACAGAAACCGAAGAAACUUUGAAGAGGAGACUGAGUGUGGCAUCUCACGAAGUGCAGUAUGGGGAAGAGCCUGGAAAUUUUGACUUAGUAGUUCUUAAUGAUAAUUUGGAACAUGCUUAUGACCAACUUAAGAAAUUUGUCAAAAAUCAUGUUUUGAAUGGUAAACAAGGAAAAUAAAAGGCACAAGAAGGGAAUUAAAUGAAACAUGGUGUUUGUUCCUUUUUCCAAAGUAAAAUAAAAAAGAACAAAAGGUUUAUGUUAUGCUUGAAAAUAAUCCAAAAUUCUGAUGCAAAUUAAAUUAUUCUGAAAAUUGCAUUAUUGACAACAAAAUUUGUUGAACAAAAAUGAAAAUGGCUCAAUCAUAGUUCGGCCAAGAAGAAAGGCAUAAAAAUGGUUUCCAAUUUUUUUUUUUAACGAAAACAAACUAUAAUCUAUUUUUGAAUUUAAACCUUUUAAAUUUUGUACUUAAUAUUAAUUUAAUUUAGCUUAAUAAGAAAAUAAGGGCUGUAGAAUUUAGUAUUAGUAUUUUUCUUGUAACUGUGUGCAUACUCUAAAUGAAUUUUAAAAUAAUUAGAAGUAGAUAACUUAGAAAUAGUACUUGAUAAUAAUGUUAUGCUACCUCGAUGUUUUCACUACAAAAAAAUUAGUUGGUAACUUCAAAGUAGAUUUUAGGAUUAAGCUAAAAGUUAAAUAUAGUCUACAGACUUCGUUUAAAGAAAAAUAUUAGGUAAAAUAAAUAGUGUUCAUCAUCGUUACGAUUUUAUGUACUAAUAAUAUUCCUAAAUGAUACAAGGGAGGUUAUAUUGUCUUAAGUCUUUCAGGUCUACUAUAUAUGA